This is a messenger RNA of Lagopus leucura (white-tailed ptarmigan), 717 nucleotides long. It is a transcript of the gene SELENOW, whose product is annotated as selenoprotein W. The transcript is spliced from 6 exons. Gene Ontology annotation, biological process: response to selenium ion. The record is from RefSeq and is a predicted model, not a curated record. NCBI's taxonomy places the organism in Eukaryota, Metazoa, Chordata, Aves, Galliformes, Phasianidae. Gene Ontology annotation, cellular component: cytosol.
CGUUAAAGCUGCCGUUGUCACCAGCGGUGCCGCCGCCAUGCCGCUCCGUGUCACCGUGCUCUACUGCGGAGCCUGAGGCUACAAACCCAAGUACGAACGGCUGCGGGCGGAGCUGGAGAAGCGCUUCCCCGGAGCGCUGGAGAUGCGAGGCCAGGGCACGAAGGAGGUGACGGGAUGGUUCGAGGUGACGGUGGGCGGCCGCCUGGUGCACUCCAAGAAGAACGGCGACGGCUUCGUGGACACGGACGCCAAACUGCAGCGCCUUGUGGCCGCCAUCCAAGCCGCCCUGCCGUAGGCCCCACAUCGCCCCACAUCCAACGGGGCCGUGGGGGCCCACGCUGACCCCCCCAGCACGGCCUGGCUCUGCCGGCACAGCGCUCCAUGAUGGGAGCAGCCAAAAAGCCCCCGGGCACAGGGCUGCUUCCAGAACCCGCGCACGGCAUCGGAGCCAGAGCUCCUGUUCCAACCUGCUGUGGGUCUGCUUUACGUCGUCGAUGCUUCACUCCAUGUCAUCCAGGUUUCAUUUGGCACCACCCAGGUUUGGCACACGCUGUCCACGUUUGAAUUCAGGACAUAGAGGUUUCGUUUGACGCCAUCGACGUUCUGCUUUAUGCCUGCAUCGUUCACCGACUGCUGCUCCUCUCCCGGGUUGAGCUGUUCUGCCAUUACAGCACCACUCGGUGAUGUUUCUCCAUAAAGGAAUUUUGGGCUGCCUCA